Messenger RNA from Neltuma alba, 513 nucleotides. Its product is annotated as receptor-like protein EIX2. The transcript has a single exon. NCBI's taxonomy places the organism in Eukaryota, Viridiplantae, Streptophyta, Magnoliopsida, Fabales, Fabaceae. The coding region runs from base 1 to 513 and encodes 170 amino acids. The record is from RefSeq and is a predicted model, not a curated record.
AUGGCUAUGUCAAACAGGUUCAUGCGUUGCAAUGAAAAUGACAAAAGGCUACUUUUAAUCUUCAAACAAGGAGUGGUUGAUCCAGACAACAAACUCUCUUCUUGGACAGUUGAAGAAGAUUGCUGUGUAUGGGAGGGAGUUCACUGCGAUCACAUCACUGGAAGAGUCACAAAGCUUUCUCUUUCCACCACUUACACAUUAGGAGGUGACAUUAAUCUGUGUGCGCUUCAACUUGAAUUUCUCAACAGCUUGGACUUGAGCAAAAAUGACUUCAAAACUGUGAGUAUGCCACCAUGCCAAAUCUCCAAAUCUCUCUUUGAUGCUCACAAAUUUCACAACCAAUCACUCGCUACUCUUUCCAAUCACUCAGCAAAUUUCUCUGUUGCUCUUCGUUAUCUUGACAUUUCAUAUAAUGAUGAUUUAUUCAUAAAUGACCUUCAUUGGCUUUCUCAACUUUCUUUCUUGAAAUAUCUUGACCUCAGUGGCAUUCGUAUUGAAAAUGAUACCAAAUAG